Molecule: messenger RNA, 3021 nt
Organism: Brassica napus (rape)
Lineage: Eukaryota; Viridiplantae; Streptophyta; Magnoliopsida; Brassicales; Brassicaceae
Product: thiol protease aleurain-like
Exons: 9
Coding region: 253-1257 (334 amino acids)
Cellular component (GO): lysosome
Molecular function (GO): cysteine-type endopeptidase activity
Source: RefSeq, a predicted model, not a curated record
UUAGUUUUUGAGUGCUAUUUUUGUGAUAUAAACUUAGAAAUGUGCUAUUUUGGAGAUUUGCCCUAAACUAUUUCUUACUAUGCUAAUAAAUAAGAAUAAAUUACAAAAAGAAGUUUAUAAUAAAAGUUAUUACAAACUUUUUGGGUAUAAAAAGGUCAUAUCAUAUUAAGAUCACUUCUCACGAUCGCUUCAGCUUAAACACUGUAGCAGAGAAAGAAAAAAAACAAGAACGUGAGUGAGUACAAGAGAAACAUGUCUAUGAGAGCAAUCCUAUCAUUGGUGGUUCUGGUGCUUCUCAUCGGAUCCCAUGAGUCCACUCCGAUCUCCGACGCUCUAAAGAAGCUAGAGGACUUGUUUGCCAAGAUCUUAGGCCAAUCGGACGACGUUCUCUCCUUCGCUCGCUUCACUCAAAAGUAUGGGAAAAAGUAUCAAAACAAGGAGGAGAUAAAACACCGUUUCUCGGUGUUCCAGGAGAAUCUUGAUUUAAUCGGAUCCACCAACAAGAAAGGCUUACCAUUCAAACUCGGUGUCAAUAAAUUUGCUGAUUUGACCAACCAAGAGUUUCUAAGGAACAAGUUUGAUUGUUCUCGCUUCGGCAUUUUCAAGGGCAGACACAAUGUCACAGACACAACCACAAUUCCUAGUGCUAAAGACUGGACAAAAGCUGGUAUAGUUAGCCCGGUUAGAGAUCAGGGACAAUGUGAAGCUGGGUGGGCAAUCAGCUCAGUUGGAGCUGUUGAGGCCGCUUACCGAAAGAAAUAUCCACUCGGCCGAAUUUCCUUGUCUGAGCAACAGCUUCUGGAUUGUUCUACAACUAACACUGGAUGCGAUGGCGGGGCUGCUGCCAACGCCUUUCAGUACAACGUAGAGCGCAAAUUAAGUCAACUAUCAAGCAGCUUACCCUUACAGAGGUACACAGGGAAAAUCUAUGGCGUAGGCGUAGGCGUUUCGUUUGACGAAAAUAAACUGAAGCAAUGGGUCGCAUCCAUCGGGCCAGUCACCGUAGGAUUUCACGUUACAAACUCAUUCGCUUUUUACGAGGAAGGAGUCUACACUAGUGAUGAGUGUGGAGAUACUACAGAGGACUUGAACCAUUUCAUGUUGGUGGUUGGCUAUGGAGUUGAAGACGGUGUCCCAUAUUGGCUUAUACAGAACUCGUGGGGAGCGGAUUGGGGCGAGAAAGGUUACAUCAAGGUGGAGAUGGGGAAGAACAUGUGUGGUGUUGCGGCAUAUGCAGCGUACCCCAUUCUGUGGUGAUCAGCAUAUAAAUGCAUGAUGCAUUCGCAUAUUUAUUGGAUUUCUUGAAAGUUGGCACCUUGGAGUGUUUAUGUUUGUUGUAACUUAUGGUCUCUUUAUAUGUACCGAAUAAAGCAAUAACUUAUUUUUUCUAAAUCAAAAACUAUAUAUAUGACAAAACUUGAUAAUAAUAAUAAUAAUAUAUAUAUAUAUAUAUAUAUAAUACUUGAUAAUAUAUGCAUGCGUGUUUAAUCGAACAACAUAUUACUUAGACCUAAAUAUCUUCUUUCUUGAUCGAAAGACAAUAAUAGCUUACAAAGUUAUGGCUUUUUGAUUAUGCCAGCGAGAAACAAAAAGAGGAAACUAUCUCUCCUCUAAACGAAACUCUCUCAAAAAAAAAAAAAAAAGAAGGUCAAGCUUUUAUCUCCGACAGUUUGCUCCGGCGGCUCCACCGUCGGAAGCGUCCGUUUGUUGUUUUAUGUAUUGCUUCUCCGCCGGUUCACAUAUCUAGCCGAUAUGUUUGUGGCUCUGUUCGAUGAAGUCUAGCCGCUCCGUCGAUCUGUGUAGAUCCGACGAGUCUUGACAGAGGAUGGUGUUACGACGAGGUUGGAUUGACUGGAUUCAGUGAGAAGUCGGAGUUUAGGGUUGUGUAGAGGGUUAGGUCACAGUUUUCCCCUUCGCCAGAUCUACUCCUCUACAGCAGUGAGGGCGCGUGGCUGAGCGGGGCCGGUCCUCUCUUCAGAUCCGGUGGUUUGGUGUCUUACUCCGGGUUCAUGGAGGUCCAGUCCGACGGCGUGUUGGCUCACUUGCUUGGUGUCGAGUUCGUUGAGCCAGCCGUUUUCUCCGGACAAAUUUGGGUCUAGAGUCCUCUCCGGUGCGCGACCGUGGCGGUGAAGGCUUUCGUGUGGAUGCCGUAGCUGCUGUGUUGCUCGCGUGCAACAAUCGUACUCUGUUUCAUGGUGGGUCGUCUAUGACAUUGCCGUGGACUUUGUUGCUUGUUGCUCCAUCUCUCUCCUCUCAGUUUGUCGCCGCUCUUGAUGUCGUCUGCGUCGUUGUGUGGCGUGGUGUUUCUAUCUCUCCGGCUCAUCAGGUAAUGGUUCGAUCUCCCUCCGUGUUGUUGUGUUGAUGAGGCAUUGCGGAGCUGCCUCUGGUUCUCAGUUGUGGCACGAGGCGGUUAGUUCAGACCUCCUUUGGGUCAUUGGAGUGAUGUCUCUCCGUGGGAGACUCGUGUGAGGAUUGGUUUUCCCAGCACCUCUGUGAUUCGCUUGGAUCGCUUUGGUGGGCCGAUCUUCGGUUCGUUUGUAGGAAGGAUGAACGUCAUCAGGAUGUGGUCCUCACCACGCCCGGUUUUCUGCUAUGGCUCGCAAUUAUUUCCGAAGACGAGUCUAAUAAGUGUAGAUUUUAAUUGUUCAUCGGCAUCCCAGAAGGCGCUCUAAAGGUUUUUUGGGGCGGUUCGAUGACUGAAGCUCUAGGGGCUUGGGUCCUCCUUUACCGGUGGUUGUGUGAGGCUUGAGUUGCAGCGACUAGGAUGGCAAAGCUGCGUGUGGAUGGAAGUCAAUCAUUUGGAGUAGCGCUGCGGGCAAGCCAAUUUCUACCAAAGCGUGGUCUUAUGGAUUAUCAAAGGCUUCCUUCUCAUGUGGCAAUGCUUCCUGUAUCAAGUUUUGGCUCCUUCCAAGCCAUAAAACCUUUUGUUAAUAUGGUUAUGUCUGUUGUUCAGUUGGGUUUGCUUUUUCUUUCUCUCUUGUGUUGCUUUAGAUUUAUAUUUUUUUUCCGCUACUUGUGUUC